AUGGCGACCCCAAGCUUCGUUUCCAGGCCAUCCAAAAGUCAAUAUGUGAGACUCCGAAUACAUCAUCGGGGAAGUUUUGUCGAAAACCCAGUGAAGCUAUAUGUUGGUGAGGUUAUUACUGAGAUGGAUUGGGACUGGGAUGUGGACUACCUGUCUUAUAUGCAAAUUGAAGAAUUGAUCAAGGCUCAGGGGUAUUUUAACAUAAAGUGUGUGUGGUAUUGGAAUCCAUCCUUUGCAUUUUCCCGUGGACUUAAGCCGUUGAACAAUGAUAGCGACGUUAUAAGGUUUGUGGAAGACGUUAGAGGAUUUAAAGUCGUUGAUAUUUACGUUGAGCACAAGGUUGAAGAAGUUAGUAUUGAUGAUUUUAUUAUUGAGGAGGAAGUAAAUGUGGAUGUUGAGGUUAAUAAUGAGGUGGAAGUUAAUGUUGAGGAAAAUGUGGAGAUUUCGGUUGAUAACGAGAAGGAAGUAAAUGAUGAAGAAAAUGUGGAGGUUGAGGUUGACAACGAGAAGGAAGUAAAUGCUGAGGAUAAUGUGGAGAUUUCGGUUGAUAACGAGAAGGAAGUAAAUGAUGAAGAAAAUGUGGAGGUUGAGGUUGACAACGAGAAGGAAGUAAAUGCUGAGGAUAAUGUGGAGGUGGAGGUUGAUAACGAGAAGGAAGUAAAUGCUGAGGAUAAUGUGGAGGUGGAGGUUGAUAACGAGAAGGAAGUAAAUGCUGAGGAUAAUGUGGAGGUGGAGGUUGAUAACGAGAAGGAAGUAAAUGCUGAGGAUAAUGUGGAGGUGGAGGUUGACAGUGAUAGUGAAUCUGAUCCUGAUUAUAAGAUGAGUAGUGAGGAAGAUGAGGAGGACGAUGAAGCUAUUUUUGAUGAGUUGGAUUUAGGUAGUGAUACUGUAAUUGAUUGGACGACAAUUCUCCCUACGGUUCCUACACAAAACCCUUCAAGGCUGGAUGUUAUUUCUGAUAAUGAUAGUUGUGAUUCAGAUGUGCUUCGUACUCCACCGGAUAGUGAUGCUGAAGAUGCGAUAAAGGAGUAUCCAACUUUCAAGGAAUCCACAAAACUUGAAUUAGGGAUGAUGUUUAAGGAUAAAAAACAAAUCAAAGAUGCCAUCAAGGAGUUUGCAUUGGAGAAAAAUAAGAGUCUUGUGAUCAAGAAAAAUGACAAGAGGAGAGUUGUUGUCAAAUGUAUUGAAGGAUGUCCAUUUCAUAUUAGGUUUAGCAUGAGGUCUACCAAUCAAUUUUGGCAAGUUGUUAGCUUCAUUGAUCAACAUAAUUGUCAUAGGACAGCCAAGAAUAGACAAGCGACGACACAAUGGUUAGCUCGUAAAUUUGUGGAUACGUUAAGACACACUCCUGAAAUGAAAAGUAAAGGACUAGUUGCAGAAUGUCUUCAAAGAUGGGGGGUAAAGUUAUCAAGUCAUCAAGCAUAUAGAGCCAAGAGGAAGGCAAUAGAAUUGAUUCAAGGUGCUGGUCGCGAACAGUUUAACCAUCUAAGGAGUUACGCCGAGGAGUUGUUAAAGUCAAAUCCAAACUCUACUGUUAUAAUUAAGUGUGUUGAUUCAGAUUCUGGUCCUGUAUUUGAAAGAAUAUACGUAUGCUUAGAAGCUUGUAAGGCAGCCUUUGCAACUACAUGUAGGCCUUUAAUAGGAUUGGAUGCGUGUUUUCUAAAAGGGGAUUAUGGAGGUCAGUUAAUAGGGGCAAUUGGUAAGGAUGGAAAUAACAAGAUUUAUCCAAUCGCUUAUGCUGUCGUGGAAGCUGAAACGAAGGACUCUUGGCAGUGGUUCCUUAACUUAUUACUUGACGACUUAAAUUCCGUUCAACAAAACGAUUAUGGCUUUAUAUCCGAUCAACAGAAGGGUUUGGUACCGGCUAUUCUAGAGACAAGCCAACAUGUUGAACACCGGCUGUGUGUUAAACACUUGUAUGGUAAUUGGAGGAAAAAAUAUCCUGGGAUAAUAAUGAAGGAAGUGCUAUGGAGGGCAGCUAGGGCCACAACAAUAUCUGGAUGGCAAAGAUCAAUGAAUUACAUGAAAGAGCUGAAUCCUAAUGCUUGGAAAGACAUGAUGGAUGUGCCUGCAGCAAGUUGGAGUAGGUCUCAUUUCAAGACUAACACACAAUGCGAUUUACAAGUCAACAAUAUGUGUGAAGCUUUUAAUCGAGCAAUUUUGGAGUAUAGAGACAAGCCGAUUAUUUCAUUGCUGGAAGGAAUCAAACAUUACAUAACAGUUAGAAUUUCCACUCAAAAGGAGAAGUUAGGUAGAUACAAAGGUGUAAUCAGUCCUAACAUUCAAAAAGUCUUGGAAAGAACAAAGAGGGAAGCUGAAGGCUGGAUUGCGACAUGGCACGCCGAUGAUGACUUUGCUAUAUUUGGGGUUUCAAACGGUGUCGAGACGUAUCCUGUUAAUUUGCUGCAAAGGAGGUGUGGCUGUAGGAGAUGGGACUUAACCGGAAUUCCAUGUUGCCACGCUAUCUCGUGCAUAUGGUUUGCCAAGAAAGAGCCCGAAGAAUUUGUUUCAUCGUUUUAUCGGAAAUCUACUGUGUUGGCUACUUAUAGCCAUAUCGUAAUGCCAACCAAUGGGCCUCAACUAUGGCCGGUGAAUGUUUCUCAUCCAAUCAACCCUCCAUUCAUGAGGAGGUCUAUCGGUCGUCCAAAAAAGAAUCGCAACAAGGCAAAUGAUGAACCAAGAGCAAGAAAUACGCUGCCUAGAAGUCUACAAACUGUGAAGUGCAAAAAAUGCGGUAGUUUUGGCCAUAACAAACGAACGUGUAAAGGAAAGAGAGCGGCGGAGAGAGCGAUUCCUAAAGGUGGAAAUAAAAAGGCGAAAAAGAAGGUUGACAAAGUGGCUGGACAAACGGUCAUUGAAGGAGGAUCCCAAGCACCGCCAUCAACCCAAGAAUAG
Messenger RNA from Vicia villosa (hairy vetch), 2895 nucleotides. RefSeq lists its product as uncharacterized. The record is from RefSeq and is a predicted model, not a curated record. The transcript is spliced from 4 exons. Lineage: Eukaryota; Viridiplantae; Streptophyta; Magnoliopsida; Fabales; Fabaceae. The coding region runs from base 1 to 2895 and encodes 964 amino acids. Gene Ontology annotation, molecular function: nucleic acid binding; zinc ion binding.